Heterobasidion irregulare TC 32-1 is the source of this 1527-nucleotide messenger RNA. It is a transcript of the gene GH61J, whose product is annotated as glycoside hydrolase family 61 protein 10. The record is from RefSeq and is a predicted model, not a curated record. Lineage: Eukaryota; Fungi; Basidiomycota; Agaricomycetes; Russulales; Bondarzewiaceae. The transcript has 4 exons. The coding region runs from base 340 to 1338 and encodes 332 amino acids.
CCAUCAACAACAGCCACCUAACUCUGUUCUGUGGCUAAAGCGUCUUGUUCUCGGCUGGCAUCAAUAAUGCUUGGUACAGUGGUCUCUUAUUAUCAAACCCCGUAUGUCCACGCUUUCGCUUUGUGGCGGUGUAACAAGGCGGACCGCUAGCCUCAAGGCCUGCCGUAAGGAACAAUGGAUUCCGCAUGCCCACCUCGUUUUUGUCUUCACUCCUAUAAAUAUCGAUAUCUUAACCUUUAAAAGUAUCUUCCAUCGCUCUCGACGAGCUCCCUCCAUACAUUCCUCAAACCCUUCUUAUACUGACAUCCUUCUUACGCCUCCUUCUCUUCCACGUUCACCAUGCAUCCUCUCUCCAUCGCCCCCGCACUCCUAGCUCUCGCUGCGUAUCUUCCUCGCGCAGCUGCACACGGUUAUCUCGCAUCGAUCACUAUUGAUGGCACCACAUACAAGGGAAACGUCCCCGCCGGCAACACCGAUCCCAGCCCGAUCCGUCAGGUCGACACCAACAGCCCCGUCAAGGGCGCCGACAAUCCUUUCCUCAACUGUGGUCAGAACGCUCAGCUCGCGAGCCAGGUCGCCAAUGCCAACCCCGGAAGCAAGAUCGACUUUCUGUGGAGCGACAUCGGGUCCAACUGGCCUCAUAACACCGGGCCUGUGAUGACUUACAUGGCCAAGUGCGAUGGGACGUGCGACAAGUACAACUCGACCGACGCCCAGUGGUUCAAGGUCGAUGAGCUGGGGAUGAAGCCCGACGGGUCGACAUGGUACCAGCAGGACAUCAUGAACGGCCAGCCUGUGUCCGUCACCCUCUCCAAUGAUAUCGCCCCUGGCCAGUACCUCAUCCGGCACGAGAUCAUUGCGCUCCAUCUUGCUGUCUCCCCCGGCGGUGCCGAAUUCUACCCUUCUUGCACGCAAGUGAACAUUGGCGGCUCGCAGACAGGACAACCGAACCAAACGGUGACGUUCCCUGGUGGGUACACCGACACCGAACCCGGAAUCCUUGUUCCGGAUGUGUUCAAUCCAGGACUCGUUUACUCCUUCCCUGGCCCGGCCAUGUCGAAUCUGGCUGCUAUCGCUGACACUGCCACUGGACAAGGCCAAGCUCCAUCGAGCGCUGCCGAUAGUCCUGCGCCCGCGAGCACCAGCGCCAAAGGACAGCCCGCGUCGCCCACUUCAGCUGCUGCCACAGGUUACCCGACGUCGUCACCGUCAAACUCGUCGCCGUCGAAACAGUGCAAUCUCAAGAAGCGUACCGCCGUGAACGCGACGAAGAGGGACGUCGCAAGCAGACCGAAGCACUUGAGCAGGAUCAUGCGGGAUUUGAUCCACCAUCCGUGAACGAGGAACUGACGCGCUGGGUACGCUGGGACACGACACUGACAUGAUGGGCGACGUUAUAUUACGAGCGGACAUGCCCUGGAGGCCCCGUGUAGCCUUAUUAUCGUAUAUUAUUGGGUCAGGUGGAUAUGUAUCUCUAUAGGUCUGUCCGAGGUUAUUAUCGAAUGUAUUUGAAGCCGCUUGCUAUGC